AUGGGAUGUGUCACAUGCAAUAGGGUUACAGGCCAUGUAAACGGGCUCGACCUUAGUUGCAGUGGCCUCUAUGGCACCAUUGAUUCCAACAGCAGCCUCUUCCUCUUGCCUCAUCUACGAAGGCUCAACCUUGCUUUUAAUGAUUUCAAUAAGUCCUCUAUUUCAGCAAAGUUUGGACAAUUCCGGAGAAUGACUCAUCUCAACCUUUCUUUCUCUGGAUUUUCAGGUGUAAUUGCUCCAGAAAUCUCCCACCUAUCCAACUUGGUUUCGCUUGAUCUCUCCAUCUAUAGUGGAUUAGGACUUGAAACAAGUAGCUUCAUUGCACUUACUCAAAACCUAACGAAGUUGCAGAAACUUCAUCUCCGAGGUAUAAAUGUCUCUUCCAUUAUACCUAGCUCCCUACUGAAUUUAUCUUCUUUGAAAUCUAUGGAUCUCUCUUUCUGUCAACUGCAUGGGAGAUUCCCUGAUGAUGAUCUUCAGCUGCCCAACCUUAAGGCUCUCAAGUUAAAGGGUAACUAUGAUCUCAGUGGGAAUUUCCCAAAGUUCAAUAAGAGUAAUUCCAUUCUGUUGUUGGAUCUUUCUUCUACAAAUUUCAGUGGGAAGCUUCCUAGUUCAAUAGGCAGUCUAAAGUCUUUAGAAAGUUUGGAUCUCUCUCACUGCAAUUUCUCAGGGUCCAUUCCCUCGGUGUUAGGGAACCUCACACAAUCACUCACUUGGACCUCUCAAGCAAUCAAUUUGAUGCUUUCUUCAUAUAACUUGGGUGGCAUUGUGGAGACAGACAUGUUCAUGAAUCUUGAAAAUCUUGUCUAUCUCGACCUUUCGUAUAACAUUCUGACAUUGAGCAACUACAGCCAUUCCAACUGUGCGCUACCAUCCUUGGAAACAUUGUUGUUGUCCUCUUGCAACAUAAGUGAAUUCCCAAGAUUUUUAUGCAGUCAAGAGUUAUUGGCGUUUUUAGACCUUUCAAACAACAAGAUUUAUGGACAACUUCCGAAAUGGGCAUGGAAUGUGGGUACGGAGACAUUGUCUUACUUAAAUCUUUCUCAAAACAUGCUAACCAGGUUUGAGAGAUUUCCAUGGAGGAUUAUGCAAUAUCUUGACCUUCAUUCCAACUUGCUUCAAGGGCCACUUCCAUCAUUGAUUUGUGAAAUGAGUUAUAUUGAAGUUCUAGAUUUCUCUAAAAACAACUUGAGUGGCUUAAUUCCACAAUGUUUGGGAAACUUCAGUAAGUCUCUCUCAGUUUUGGAUUUGCGAAGGAAUCAACUUCAUGGUACCAUUCCUGAAACGUUUUCAAAGGGCAAUCUUAUCAGGAAUCUUGACUUCAAUGGAAAUCAAUUGGAAGGGCCUCUACCACGAUCUUUGAUCAAUUGUAGAAGGUUGCAAGUUUUAGACCUUGGAAAUAACAGAAUAAACGAUACAUUCCCCCAUUGGUUGGAAACUCUUCCAGAGUUACAAGUUUUGAUCUUGCGUUCGAAUAGGUUCCAUGGUCACGUAAGGGGUUCAAAUUUCCAAUUUCCAUUUCCCAAGUUACGAAUAAUGGAUCUCUCACGCAAUGGUUUCUCUAGCAGUUUACCGGAAAUGUAUUUGAAGAAUUUCAAGGCAAUGAUGAAUGUGACUGAGGAUAAAAUGGAAUUGAAAUAUAUGGGGGAAUACUCUUAUCGAGAUUCGAUCAUUGUAACAAUCAAGGGGUUUGAUUUUGAACUUGUAAGAAUCUUGUUUACCUUCACAAUAAUUGAUUUGUCAAGCAAUAGAUUCCAAGGAGACAUUCCAGAUUUCAUUGGUAGUCUUAGUUCACUUCGAGAACUCAACUUGUCUCAUAACAACAUUACAGGGCAUAUUCCACCAUCUUUGGGGAAUCUAAUGGUCCUUGAAUCAUUAGAUCUCUCUUCAAACAAUCUCAAUGGGAGAAUUCCAAGGGAGUUGACAAGUUUGACAUUUCUUGCGAUCCUAAAUCUUUCGAAAAAUCAUCUCACUGGAGUCAUUCCUCAAGGCAACCAAUUUGAUACAUUUUCAAAUAAUUCAUAUAAUGGGAAUAUAGGGUUAUGUGGAUUUCCCUUGUCUAAGAAAUGUGUAGUUGAUAAAGCACCACAACCUCCCAAAGAAGAGGAGGUGGAAUCCGAUACUGGAUUUGAUUGGAAAGUCAUAUUGAUGGGGUAUGGCUGUGGACUAGUAGUUGGAUUGUUGUUUAUGGGGUGCCUCGUCUUCUUAACAAGAAAGCCUAAAUGGUUUGUAAGAAUGAUUGAAGGAGAUAGACACAAGAAGGUUAGAAGGUCAACAAAGAGCACUCGCAGGCAUGGAGCAAGAAGAAGUUAG
Messenger RNA from Vitis riparia (riverbank grape), 2313 nucleotides. Its product is annotated as receptor-like protein Cf-9. Lineage: Eukaryota; Viridiplantae; Streptophyta; Magnoliopsida; Vitales; Vitaceae. Gene Ontology annotation, molecular function: protein binding. The transcript has 2 exons. The record is from RefSeq and is a predicted model, not a curated record. The coding region runs from base 1 to 2313 and encodes 770 amino acids.